AUCUGAAAGUGGUUUUGGAGCUUCCUCAGCUCUUUUCUCUUUUUCUGGAUCUCUGGCUUCGUCGGUGUUCGUCUUGAUCACGUUAUUGUGUUCUUCUUCUUCGUUGACUCAGUGCUUAGUUACAGUCUCUCUAUUUCUUCCUCUCUCUGGUUUUCUCUGAUUUGAUCGUUGUUAUGGAUACUAGCUAUGUUGUCAAGUUUAUUUAUUCUGGUGAAGCAGCGACAGUUCCAUUGUUGCAUAAUUGGUCGUUUGUUGACCUAUGCAAUUCCAUACGCUCUCGUUUUCCGGAUUUGAUUCAAGGCAAUUUCAUGUUGAGAAGAGUAAGAUGAUGGGAUCCAAGGUUGUCAAGUCUAUUGUGCUUGAUAAGAUUCGUGUCAAUCCAAACAAAAAUCCAAUUGAUAUAGCUGAUGAGAUCAAGAGUGAUUAUGGUUUGGAUGUUGCUUAUCGUACAGUUUGGUAUGGUACGGAGUUGGCAAAAACAGCCCUACAUGGUGAUGAAGCUGAGUCUUAUGCUCAGCUACUUUGGUUCAGUGAGUCUGUUAUGAAGUCAAACCCCGACUCUAGGAUAGUGGUUGAGUUUCAUCGAGAAACACACAGGUUUCAGCGUAUGUUUGUGAGCUAUGGUGCAUGGAUGAAGGGUUUUCAAUCUUGUAGACCUAUUCUUUUCAUUGAUGCUACAUUCAUCACCAACAAGUACAAGGGGCAGAUUAUUGCUGCAUCGGCAAAGGAUGCCAAUCAAGGCUUGUAUCCAGUUGCUUAUGCUAUUGUGGAUUCUGAAAAUGAGAGUAAUUGGAGAUUUUUUCUUGAGGUUUUGGCUGAAGAGUUUGCAAAACACCCUAUGAGGAGGGUGACAUUCAUUUCUGAUCGUCAUGUUGGGCUUGUUAGUGCUUUCCCUAGAGUGUUUCCUAAUAAUCCACAUGGGUUUUGUUUUAGACACCUGAUGUCUAACCUUUCUGACAAAUUUCCAGCUGGAUCUUACCUCAAGGAUCGGAUUCCUUACUUGUUUAUGUGUUGUGCUUAUUCUCGCACACCGGAGAUGUAUGAGUUCAACAUAGAAAUCUUGAGGAGUGAAGGCGGGGACAUAGUUGCUCAAUUUCUGGAGGAUCUUCCCAAGGAGAACUGGUGUAUGGCUUACUUUAAUGGUGAAAGAUUUGGUGAAAUGACAAAUAACUUGGCUGAGUCUUUCAAUAAUUGGGUGUUGCCUUUGAAGAGUCUUCCUAUUCUUGAUAUUAAUGAUGGCAUUAGAGUGAAGUCCAUGGCUUCAAUUGCUGCUCGGAAGCAGGAUGCUCAUGAAUGGUUGUCUGAGUUGUGCCCAGUGAUUGAAAAGAAGCUGAAGGACAAUUUGGAAGUCGGAAGGCAUUGGAGAGUGAGCAGGUCUGAUACCUAUGUGUAUGAAGUUCACUGCCAGAAGUACAAUAGCAUGGUAAAUUUGGAAACUCGGUUUUGUUCGUGUGGAGAAUGGCAGCUGUAUGGCUUCCCAUGUUCCCAUGCACUUGUAGUGAUCCAACAACAUGGUUCUUCCCCGUAUUUGUAUGUCAAUGAGCUGUACAAGGUGGAUAAAUAUCGAGAAACUUAUUCUUUCCCAAUUAAUCCUCUUCCCUCUAUUUCGAAGCAAGUGCAUGAUUUUGGUAGAGAUGCGGUGAUCUUGCAGCCGCCUUUGACUAGAAGACCACCGGGAAGGCCUAGAAAGAAGAGGUUCAGAAAAAGGAGCGAGAAAACCAGGGUGAUCAAGUGUGGUAGGUGUGGAAAAUGUGAUGGUCACAACAGAAAGAGUUGUACAGCUCCGAUAUAGGUUCAAUUCUGCCUACAUGCCUUUAACAGUGACAUGGCAAGUGACAUAGCAAGUGACUCCAAUACAGUUUGAAUAUUUGUUUUGAUUUUUCAUUUUUUUCAAUAAAUGAUAAGAAGUGCUUUUAAGGUGCUUACUCAUU
Messenger RNA from Rosa rugosa (rugosa rose), 1931 nucleotides. RefSeq lists its product as uncharacterized. Lineage: Eukaryota; Viridiplantae; Streptophyta; Magnoliopsida; Rosales; Rosaceae. Bases 260 to 1792 code for a protein of 510 amino acids. Gene Ontology annotation, molecular function: zinc ion binding. The transcript has 4 exons. The record is from RefSeq and is a predicted model, not a curated record.